GAAAUUGGGAAUCACGCCUAUCCGUUUCUGGCUGUCCUGUUUCUGGAUUCCUCUUGUUGUCUUCGUCGCUGCGACUCCAGAUCCCCCUCGUCUUCUUCGUCGCUGCGACUCUCUCUGGUCAGAUAUGUGGCGAUUGUGUUUGAGGUUUCGCUGGAUCCGAAUUUCGCUGGGCCGCCAUCGAUUUUGCUACCGUGAAUGGAGUUCUGGGAGGAAUCGAUACCGAUGAGUACGAGUGGAGCAGGCAGCCUGCCACUAAUCAUCAUCUCAUUCUUGGGUGCAGAGAUCCAAGGCUUGGAGGAGGGUACCUACUGAGGGUUGUCAGCAAGGAAAAGCACCAUCUCAUCAUGUUAAAGGUGCAGAGAGGAAGGAUGCUAUGCUUGUGCUAUUACAACCCACCCCAUCAGCCUUGGGCUUGCUUAUGCCGCAAAGAGCUCUCAUAUGUGCAAAGUACCAUCUCAUCAGGUUGAAGGAGCAGAGAGGAAGGAUUUGAGAGCACCUCGAAUGCUUACAACCCACCCCAUUAGCCAUGGGCUUGCUUAUGCCGCAAAGAGCUGUCAUAUGUGAUAUGAGAGCACAAUAUUCCAUCUUUACUGAAUUUUGCACAUAUGCAGGAAAGCACAUGCAAAGAGGCAACUUUGCCCAUGUCCCGAGAUUCCAACAAAUGGUGCAAAAGAUGCAGCAACCUGCUCACUUUUAAUGAAUUCUUCAAUAUCCUCCUCCAUCUGUCAUCAUCAGCCAUGCUUGCCAUUUGUUCGCCCUGUUUUUGCAAAGAUAAGUUUACUUUUGAUGCUAGUACAUAUUUGGUGUUGCUUAUAAAUGUAAUCAACCAUUGCUUUAUCUUUGUAUCUACCUCGAUGUUCUUGACUCUGAUAUUGACCAGUUACUUGCGGUCCAAAGAUUCCAUCUAGAUUCUCAAGGCUCAUAUUCUAUGUAUUUUGUUUGUCAAUGAAAGUGGUGGUUAUUUACCAAAAAAUAUAACACAACUAGAUUGACAAGCAUAUACAACUUUACCUCAUUCAUAUCAUUUCCAAUGAUCAUCUGUGUUAAUGUUCCUUGCAUCCUUUCAUGCUGCUGCACAAUUUUUAAUAAGCCUGGUAAAUUGCACUUCGAUUGUGCUAAAUUUACACCACCUAUGCAGCUGUAAUUUCCUCUUUUGUGCACUGUAAUUUCUAUAUACUUGUAGUAUUGUUUUACCUGCCUAUUACUGUCAGAUUGAUCAUCUUCCUGUGAAUUCCUGAUUUGUUCCAGCAUAAGUUCAGUGAAGCCUCCCUGCAUUGAAAUACAAUUUAGUUUAAAAAUAACCUUUUGUUAUCUUCAGAUUUUUGAAUGUAAGCAAUGAUUUCCUAACCUUUUUGUAUCUGUAGGUAUUUGAAGGGCCUGCAACAGAUCCGUUGCAACAUGAUUUGUAGCUUCUGAACAGUCAGGUGUUAUAUUCAUUGUGAAGUUUCUACAAGAUCAUGUUGUUGAUGUAUUCAAAGCAGAUGUAAAAGGGCAUGCAUAUAUGCAGGAGGGCUCCCGUUGUAGAAUAGCUGGAGGAGCACGACUCGGCAUUGCCCCGCUAGCCUGUCUUCACUGGCACCUACGAUUUCGCCCCUGCUGGACUACAGCAAGUGCCCAUCAGCAUCAUGCUUCCAUUUGACUUCGGAUGAUAUGCUAGAUGGGACUUCUGAUACGCCGGAUGCGUCUGCUCAGCUUGUAAAGUAACUUCUUACGCUUUGCAACAAAUGCCCACUUGACGAUAUAUAAUAAUUAAUGUAAACGGGCCCCAGCUGGAAAAACGAUGCCAGGGGUACGGAAGUCCGGCCUUUUGUACAAGAGAAUGCAUCGAUCUCGAGGUCAAACGUUGAUGCAGCCAUGACAAUCUUGCCGAACUGCGCCCCACGCACGCCAGGAUGCCGCUGCCAAUACUAAUACCUUUGCCAAUUGCAAGCAAACACACAACGGGGCUUCAUGUUCUCAAAUCUCAAUGUCAACGGCGUGUCGUCUCCCGCCCGUGCCGCUGCUCGUACUACUCCUCGUCGCCGCAGAGGCCUUCUUCGUCUAUGCGGACACCAACGACUACGGCAGGUACUCCCGCGUCUUCGCGUUCGGCAACUCGCUCACUGACACCGGGAACGCGGCCAUCUUCCCGGUGACUGCCGGAGGACCAUUCACCCGGCCGCCGUACGGGCAGACGUACUUCGGUCAUCCCAGCGGCCGGGCUUCCAACGGCAGGCUCAUCCUCGACUUCCUCGUGGAGGAGCUGAAGGUGCCACAGCCGACGCCGUACCUCGCCGGCAAGACGGCCGGCGACUUUCUGAACGGAACCAACUUCGCGCUGGGUGGUGCGACGGCACUCGACCCGGCGUUCCUAGCAAGCAAAGGUAUAACGUCGUUCGUGCCCGUCUCUCUCAGUAAUGAGACGAGCUGGUUUCAGAACGUCGUGCGACUGCUCAACUCAUCAGACGACUGCGAGCAGCGUAAGAUCAUGGCAAGCUCGGUCUUCUACGUAGGCGAGAUCGGUGUCAAUGACUACUUCUUCGCCUUGAUCAACAACUCCGCCGUCGACGUCGCGGCGAGCUUGACGCCCCACAUCAUCGGCGCCGUCCGUUCGGCCCUGACCGCCAUGAUCGCUGCCGGGGCGAGGACUCUGGUGAUCACGGGGAUGCUACCAAUCGGCUGCGAGCCGCAGCAGCUGGCCCUGUACCCAGCAGGCGAUGAAGGCGACUACGACCCCACCACCGGCUGCAUCGCGCGGUUCAACGAGGUCGCCAAGCAGCACAACCGUGCGCUGAGGAUGAUGCUCAGCGAGCUCCGGCGAGACUAUGGCAGCACUCUCUCCCUCCUUUACGCCGACAUCUACAACCCUGUCGUCAAGGCCGUCGCGUUCCCGGCCUUUUACGGCUUCGGAGACAGGCCGCUGUCCGCGUGCUGCGGGGGCGGUGGCGGCCCGUACAACUUCAACUUCACCAUGUUCUGCGGCACGCCGGAGUCCACAACGUGCGCUGACCCAUCCAAGUUCGUCUCCUGGGACGGGAUCCACUUCACCGAGGCUGCCAAUAGGCUCAUUACUCGCACCAUGCUUAAGGAACUGAAACUACUAUUGUAAAAACCUUGAUCCAAUUAAUCUUUUUUAGAACACCACUAAGAGCUUCAAGGGAAGAAAACAUGAACAUAGUAAGCUUGAAAGAACUGAUUGAUUAGCCCUGAUCUGUCCCCAUAAGAUAAAUGCUUUCCUUUUCCAUGGGCCCGCUUAACUUGUUUUCAAUUCUUUCUUCCAUCAAUUUUCAAACGGUAAUGAUAUGUAUAAGACAUCAGUCCGUCCGGAUGCUGUUGUCCACUUAAUUUACUG
Molecule: messenger RNA, 3331 nt
Organism: Sorghum bicolor (sorghum)
Lineage: Eukaryota; Viridiplantae; Streptophyta; Magnoliopsida; Poales; Poaceae
Product: GDSL esterase/lipase At1g28600
Exons: 15
Coding region: 1967-3088 (373 amino acids)
Molecular function (GO): hydrolase activity, acting on ester bonds
Source: RefSeq, a predicted model, not a curated record